AUGAGCGGACAAACGAGUUUCUACUGCGGGCUCUUGCUUGUGCUCCUGAUCCAAGCCCAAGCCAGACCAAGAUCAGAUGAUAGCAUUCAGACCUUAUCCAGACUUUUGGAAGAUGAAUAUGGACAGUACUUCCCCUCAGACGAGCUGAACAAUGAGGCACAAGAUAUACCGCCAGCUGCUUCUAUUUCCGAAUUCAACGCUGACCUGUCCGAUUUGGAGCUUCCCUGGGACCGCGAAGCCAGAGAGAUGGAGAGGCAAUCUACCGAACAGGAAGCAGUCCUGGACCGUGUCCUGAAAGACCUCCGCAAUAAUUUUCUGCGGAAAAAUAAUUUAAGGAAGAGAAAAAGUAAGAAAUCACGGCCCUGCUUCGGAGCGAAGCUGGACAGAAUCGGGGCUAUGAGCAAUCUGGGCUGUUAG
This is a messenger RNA of Rhincodon typus (whale shark), 417 nucleotides long. Its product is annotated as C-type natriuretic peptide prohormone-like. The record is from RefSeq and is a predicted model, not a curated record. The coding region runs from base 1 to 417 and encodes 138 amino acids. Gene Ontology annotation, cellular component: extracellular region. The transcript has 2 exons. NCBI's taxonomy places the organism in Eukaryota, Metazoa, Chordata, Chondrichthyes, Orectolobiformes, Rhincodontidae. Gene Ontology annotation, molecular function: hormone receptor binding; hormone activity.